Molecule: messenger RNA, 2721 nt
Organism: Aphidius gifuensis
Lineage: Eukaryota; Metazoa; Arthropoda; Insecta; Hymenoptera; Braconidae
Exons: 10
Coding region: 757-2403 (548 amino acids)
Source: RefSeq, a predicted model, not a curated record
UGCUCCACUCUGCAAACACCAGAGUAACUAUAAGUUAUCCUUUCUUUUGAACAUUCUACAUAUAUCAAGUAUUAUACAACGUUGUAUAUAUUCAUCAUCACCACCACCACCACCAACAUCAUCACCACCACCAUAAUUCUCUUUCUCUUAGUUUAUUUUUUUUGUUUUUGAUAUUUUUUCAUUUACCCCUGCCAAGUUUACCAUUUCUGCGACUAUUUUCUGCACCUAACACUCUUUCUACCACGUUGAAGAAAUCACAAAGUCUCUUCCUUCUUUUCUUCCUACUCCUACUACUCCUUCACCUUUUUCUUUAUACAAUAUUCACAAGUUUUUUAUCCCUCCUCCAAAUACACAGUCUUUUUAUUCUUAUUAUUAUCAUCAUCAUCAUCAUCCUUCUUCUUCUCUAUCACCAUCACCGAGGAAAAGGGCACCAAGACAGAAUUGGAUUUUGUCUGUCCACUGUUGUAUCAGCAGGAGCAUUAGACAGGAGCCUGUCUUGCUCAGGAACAAUUGCCAACAUCAACAAUUUAUUAAAUUAAUGUUUUUUUUUUUUUUUUAAAUUUAAUUUAAACUCAAGUUUAAAUCAGUGAUAAUAAUUUUUUUUUUUCAUUCAAAUUAAUUUGUGGUAAAAUAUUUUAUCUUAUUAUUAUAAUUUUUUUUCAACUUGAAAAUUAAAUUCUUUAAGUUUCAUUUAGACUUUGUGACUUUGUGUGAUUUAAUAAAUCAAAGUGUGAUUAUUGUGAACAAGACAUUUUGAUGAGUAUCAUGGAUGGAAAGAUACAAUCAUUUUGGAGCACGGUGACGUGGAUCCUUAUAAUAAGCAGCAACAUCAACAAUUCUUGGGCAACGAGUAUUGAAUUGCCAGAGGUAAUGGAACGAGCAAGUGCUGAAUCAAUUAUAGAAGAUACAACAGAAGAUUAUUGGGCUGGUAGUGGUGCUGGUCCUGAGGAUGAUUUACAAAUAAAUCGAACGGAAACACGAGAGUCCUUGACACACGAAGCAAGUGAUCAAGAUACCGUUGUAUAUGUUGGUGAAGGUGGAUCAUAUGUACCAGUUCCAUCAUUAAAAAGUCGAUUACCAAGUACAAAUCUUCAAACAUUACAAACACUACAAACAUUACCAACUGGUGGAGCUAAAAAUUCUGGUGCAACUGGUACAAAUACUGAUGUUGAUGAAUGGGGAAGACAUCCAGAAACGUGGGAUCGAGAACAUCGUAGAUAUCGUCCCAAUACAACACGAGUUCAACAUAUCGAAGCAGAGUGUCAGGAUGACUACAUGAAGAUAAGAAUUGGUUUUAAUGGAUCUUUUGCUGGUCUAUUGUAUUCAGCUGGCUACUCUUACGAUCCCGACUGCAUGUACGUCAAUGGUACUGGAAGGGAUUAUUACGAGUUUUAUAUUCAGUUAAAUCGUUGCGGCACUCUUGGUGAAAAUACUCAUCAUCAGGAUAGCAGAAAAAAUCCAACGAAAAAUCUCAUGUGGAAUACAGUUACAGUACAGUAUAAUCCACUUAUUGAAGAAGAGUUUGAUGAACAUUUUAAAGUAACAUGUGAAUAUGGCUAUGAUUUUUGGAAAACUGUGACAUUUCCAUUUUUAGAUGUUGAGGUUGCAACAGGAAAUCCAGUUGUUUUUACACUUCAACCACCAGAAUGUUAUAUGGAAAUAAGAUAUGGUUAUGGAACAACUGGUACAAGAGUAGCUGGACCAGUUAGAGUUGGUGAUCCAUUGACUCUUAUUAUUUAUAUGAGAAGUAAAUAUGAUGGUUUUGAUAUUGUUGUUAAUGAUUGUUAUGCUCAUAAUGGUGGUAACAAAAAAAUUCAACUUAUUGAUCAGUAUGGUUGUCCAGUUGAUGACAAACUUAUCAGUAAAUUUCGUGGUUCAUGGUCAGAGAGUGGAUUAUUUGAAACUCAAGUAUUUGCAUAUAUGAAAACAUUUAGAUUUACUGGUUCACCAGCACUUUAUAUUGAAUGUGACGUGAGAAUGUGUCACGGAAGAUGUCCAAGUCAACCUUGUCAUUGGAGAAAUUCUAAAAAUGUUGCUAAAAGAUCAUUGGCUAUUGAUGGUCCAACAACACCAGCAACAAGUCUAUCAGAAAAUGUUAAUUUAUUUCAAUCACUCAGAGUACUUCAAGAGGGUGAAGGAGAACCAGAAGUUUUUCAAAAUGCAACAGCAUCAUCAUCAUCAUCUUCAUCAUCAUACAGUGGUAUUAGUGAAAGCAGUCCAGCUGGCGAUCGUGUAUGUUUAAGAUCAUCAGUUGUUAGUACAAUUGUUGGUCUUGGUUGUGCAUUUAUUUGCGUGAUGAUUGGUACAUUAUUGAUUCUCUGUUCGAGAAUACGACGUGCAAGUAGAGAAAAAUUAUUGAGUGACAGCUUAAGCUACAUGACACACAAGGGACGAAUCAAUUAAUUAUCAUCCAGACAACGUAUCAUUUGCACUGAAUAACUAUACUGAAAAUAAUUAUACCGAGUCGUCGUUAAUAUUAUUUUUUUUUUCUUUUUUCUUUUUAUAUUUUCUUAGGGAAAAAAGAAAAAAAACAAAAUCACAACAAACAACUAGUGAUGUUGUUGGAUGAGUGACUGAACGUGUAUAUCUACACGCAAGGAGAAAACGCUAAUUACGAUUAUUUGAUUAAGGUUUCGAGUUUGCCAUUUUUUAUUUUUUUUUUUUCCAAGUAAAUGGCUUACUCGAAAGAAAUCAUGAUAAAAUCGACUCACUUUACUAAAG